AUUAUGAAAUACAGUAAAAAAAUAGUAGAAAGGACGAAAGCAUUUGCUUGCCCUUUGUGGAGGAUAGCGAAUCAGCGAGAAGAUAUGGGCGACGAUCAUAUCGUGAAGUUCGUAGAGAUUUAUGUGGAGAACAAGGGCUACAGGCAAGCGGAGCUCGCUUUCCAAGAGGAUCUCCUUAAAAGCAACAGCCGCACCGCCACCACCACCGACAACUCUGGCGAUCUUCACUCGGAUCCCGAAUUAUCCAUGCUCAUCCUCUCAUUUUUACGCUUGGUGACAUUGAUGAUAGCCCGAGUUACUUUGUGUGUUUUAUCCGAUAUUUGUCCAUUGUUUUAUGGACCUGGUGGCGAAACGACACAUUUCAAGAGAGUAUAGUUGAGUAGAAACUUCUUCAGUAGGUUUCGUGGACUCAUGAGAUCUUCAGAAGUUGGAAGCAGUUCUUUUACCCUCCCAUCUUGAGGUUAUACGCUCCUGUUCAUUAGAUGUGGGACUGCCUGUUCAGAUAUCUCGUGGUCAAACUCUUAAUCAGGAGAUGGAGUUUGCUCACUCUUAGGCAAAGCAGUGUCAACAUAAAGCUGUGUCAGCACUCUUCUAAGCUUAUGCUCCAAUAUCUGCACAAGUCAGAAUCCACAACAAUGCUUGGGAUUAUCAAUGAGCAUAUCAAUUUCCAAGGUAGAACUGCUUGCCUAUAUGUUCACAUGUCCUGGCGUGCAUUUUGUAAUGGGUUGUAUCUUUCUGCGAUGUGCUAUUCAUUGUCUUCAAUUUCUUGGCAUUUCUCCUGAUCUGUUUGAUAUCUGAUGAUGCCGAGGCUGUUACACUUAUUGGAAAAGCCCGGAUGUAGCUAAUCAGAAAUAAAUAUGUUGGGGUCUAUCAGAUCUUUCUUCUGAUUCACCCAAGAGAGUUUUGGGCAAUCGGGAAGUCGUCUCAUAGUUAUUAGCACGUGAAGUUGUGAACAAUCCUAUGAAGAUAUUGGGCCAGAAGAGUCCAAUUAUUUCGGAUGGAAUAGCGGGCCCAUAAAAUGGGUCAAAUCCGGUCCUGAAUCUUAAUCAGCCCAGUAAGAUUGGGCAUGGGCCCGAGAGUCUCGCACCGAUUUCAAAGCAAGAAAAUACAGUAAAAAAGAGAGUAGAACGGACGGAAGCAUUUGUUUGCCCUUUGUGGAGGAAUUGCGAAUCAGAGCGAAGGAGAUAUGAGCGACGAUCUUAUCGUUAAGUUCGUAGAGAUUUAUAUGGAGAACAAGGGCUUCAGGCAAGCGGAGCUCGCUUUCCAAGAGUAUCUCCUUAAAAUCAACAGCAGCACCGCCGCCACGACCAACAACCCUCGCGAUCUACACCCGGAUCCCGAAUUCUCCAUGCGCAUCCUCUCAUUUUCACGACUUUUGCAGGUGUAUCUGAUCCUUCCUCUGAUUCAUCUGAGAGAGUAUUUAGAGCUUACAUGGAUGACAUUGAAGGCUGAAGAUGAUGAUUCUCAACGUGGAAACGUUUUUAGUGCUAAUGAUGGGGAAAAGGUCAUACACCAUUUCAGGAUCAUUCAGGGCUUGUUUAUUCAGCCAGUUUUUACCCUCUUGGAGAUUUUGUUCUUUCCUCUUCAGCAGACGCAAAUUAUGAAAAUAGGCAACUGUCAACGUCCAUCAAUGGUGACUAGACUCUACCUAGUUUUGCUAAUGCGGCCAAGGUUGGUUACGUCUGUCUCUACAUUGGACGUUUAGGUAUAAAAUUGAACUCCCUUGUUUAGUUAAUGAUGUGAAGUUCUCAAAUAUGCUUCGUCUCUCUCUCACAACACGCAAAAUCAACAACCAUACCUGGGCAGAUGCUGGCACAACGUGCUUAUUAUAUAUCUUGUAUUCUUCUCCUCUUCUCCCGUUUUGGGUUUGUUUGUUAUAAACCACCAAGGUAUGCUGUAGAACCAUUCAGAGGACUUGGAGGUGGCAGCCCAAAUAUUCAACUUCAACGGUACCAAUUUUCUCCUGUUAUAUCUAUAAAAAAAAACAUUCUCCUGUUUUA
Tripterygium wilfordii is the source of this 2000-nucleotide messenger RNA. RefSeq lists its product as uncharacterized. The record is from RefSeq and is a predicted model, not a curated record. NCBI's taxonomy places the organism in Eukaryota, Viridiplantae, Streptophyta, Magnoliopsida, Celastrales, Celastraceae. The coding region runs from base 1187 to 1705 and encodes 172 amino acids. The transcript is spliced from 8 exons.